AUGUCGCUGCCAUCUUUACCUGACAUUCCCUUGGGACUCGCGCUCCCCGCCGCAGCGACAACCCUGGCUUAUCUGAACGCAAGGUGGUCCUUAUUCUACGAUAUAAAUAUGAUCAAGUCGCUGUUAAAGAUGAGCAUCAAGGCCCGUUUUGCGGAACGUGGGGACCGGAUGAGCUUCUUCUACGUCCUUGAGAACUAUGCGCUGGCAUCGACAACCAGGGACAGCACAUUUCUUGUGUACAAUGGCCGGUCCUACACAUAUCAUGAGACUUACCUAAUGGCGCUGCGCUACGGGUCCUGGCUCAAGAAGGCGCACAGCGUCCAGCGCAAGGACAUUGUGGCGAUUGAUCUUAUGAACUCGUCAACCUUUGUAUUUCUCGUGCUUGGCAUCUGGAGUAUCGGGGCAGUUCCUGCGUUCAUCAACUAUAACUUGAGUGGCAAACCCCUCACCCACUCGGUCCGGACCUCCACCGCGAAUCUGCUUUUGGUUGAUGAGGAAGUCCGCAACUGCUUUCCGCCGGAGCAGCUCAAGACCUUUGCUUCUCCGGACUUCCGUGAUGGGAAGGGCCCGGUGGAGGUAGUGUUCAUAAACCCCGAGGUCGAGGCCCAGGUCUUGGAGCUGGAACCUGUCCGUGAGGAUGACAAAGUGCGCAGUGGCGUGAGCUCGCGCGACAUGGCCUUGUUGAUCUAUACUAGCGGCACGACGGGUCUCCCCAAGCCUGCCAUUGUCAGCUGGAGGAAGUGUUGGUCUGGCACCCUAUUCACUGGCAAUUGGAUGCAUGUUACGCCGUCAGACCGACUCUUCACGUGUAUGCCUCUCUAUCAUUCUUCCGCUGCCGUGCUUGGGUUUUUGAUGUGCUUAAUGAAUGGAGCAACUGUGAUUAUUGGCCGGCGAUUCUCCGCACGCAAUUUUAUGAGGGAGGCUCGUGAGACCGAUGCCACCAUCGUCCAAUAUGUGGGCGAGACGCUGCGUUAUAUUCUGGGCGUGGCGCCUGAGAUCGACCCGGUUACCGGUGAAGACCUUGACAAGAAGCACAACAUCCGCUUGGCGUUUGGAAAUGGCUUGCGUCCAGAUAUCUGGAAUGGUUUCAAGGAUCGGUUUAACAUCCCCACGAUCGCUGAGUUCUAUGCUGCCACAGAGGGCACAUCGGGCCAAUGGAAUCUCUCGACAAAUGACUUCUCUGCUGGUGCCAUCGGCCGCAAUGGAGCCAUUGGAAACAUCAUUUUCGGCCGUGGAACUGCUAUUGUGGACGUCGAUUUCGAGACUCAGGAGCCGUGGCGCGACCCCAAGACUGGCCUUUGCAAGAAGGUCCCUCGAGGCGACCCGGGCGAGUUGCUAUAUGCUCUUGAUGCGACAGACCCCGCCGCCAGUUUUCAAGGUUAUUUCAAAAAUUCCAAGGCCACCGAAGGAAAGAUUGUGCGGGAUGUGCUGAAGAAGGGCGACGCGUACUUCCGCACCGGAGACAUGGUACGAUGGGAUGCAGAUGGACGGUGGUUCUUUUCAGACCGUCUGGGCGACACGUUCCGGUGGAAGAGCGAGAACGUGUCUACCAACGAAGUUGCCGAGGUCCUAGGCUCCCAUCCCGAAGUGCACGAGGCCAACGUCUACGGCGUGGCCCUUCCCAACCACGACGGCCGUGCCGGAUGUGCAGCAAUUGUCCUCAAUCAGCAGAUCGCGAGCGGCACUUCCGGUCCCGUCUUGGAGCCGUCGCGCGAAACGCUCAACAGCCUUGCCGCCCAUGCCCUGAACGGUUUGCCUCGAUUCGCUGCUCCACUCUUCCUUCGCGUUACCCCUGAGAUGCAAGCGACUGGCAACAACAAGCAGCAGAAACAUGUCUUGCGGACCGAGGGCGUGGACCCGUCGCUUGUCUCCAACCACGACCGGCUGUACUGGUUGCAGGGCAGCUCCUAUGUACCCUUCGAGCAGAAAGACUGGAACCGCCUGACUGGAGGCCAAGUCCGGCUCUGA
Messenger RNA from Penicillium alfredii, 1968 nucleotides. RefSeq lists its product as uncharacterized. The coding region runs from base 1 to 1968 and encodes 655 amino acids. The transcript is spliced from 3 exons. The record is from RefSeq and is a predicted model, not a curated record. Lineage: Eukaryota; Fungi; Ascomycota; Eurotiomycetes; Eurotiales; Aspergillaceae. Gene Ontology annotation, molecular function: long-chain fatty acid-CoA ligase activity; long-chain fatty acid transmembrane transporter activity.